AAAAAGGCGAGGCCGCGAAGGACCCUAACUGAUGUGCAUGGAAAUCAAGGAGACGCUCCAAUAUUUAAACUACAUUUGCUUAAAGCUAUAGCUCGCCAUACCUUGUACUCGGCGAGCACACACGCAAUACGGACUGCGCGGAGUUCAUCGCGGAACCACGAUUUAAUUAUAAUGUACUCCUUUGAUAUUGGCUAUCACAUACUGAUUCAUCACAGUGUGUCACCGUUCCGGAGCACAUGCAACAGUUGCAGGCCACAAUGAGUGUGUAUAAUUUGCACGAGCUAUCAAAAGCUGCGCGAUGGAGGCAUAGGUGCUAUUAUGAAUCGAUGGGAAGCCCACCAGCACAGCGGAGGCCAUUUUGACUGGCGUGGCGUUGUCGCGCAGCACGCUAAACUGCGUUAUGCUAGCACCAGCUGACGCCGCUUUGUCGCCAUCUCACGUCGCGGUGGUCAUCGAGGACAGCCGCGCCGAUGAGGCGACAACUGUCGCUGGUGCUGGUGCCCCUGAGCCGCAGCCCCCACCGCUGCCAGAAAGCCCCACUCGCGAGCCGGAUGCGCAGCCCGCUGCCAUAGACUUCACCGACAAUGGGCAAGCAGGUCAAAACUCCAUCCAGGCAGCUGCCAACUUUCCUGAGGGGCUUGCGUGGCCAGCUGGUGCCCUGCCAGCGCCCCAGGACGCAGCAGCUGCACCUCAGGGCGAGGACGCAGCCGCAAUGGAGGGCGAGGACGUAGCCGCACCCGCCGCGGCCAUUGCGCCCGGCAUCAUCACAGCCGAUCGCAACGGUACCGCAGCAGCUCCCCCACCGGACCCUGGAGGCAAGGCGCAGCAGCCGCUGCCACAGGAGGACUUCUUUGCGGCGACGGCAGAGAUGGAUGAGAUCUGCAAAGACCUGCCCGCGGGCGGCGAGGGGUCAAACUACAAGGAUGUCGUCCUACGCAUUGAGUUCAUCUCGAGCAGGGAGGUGAAGGCGAUCAUCUCUCUCACCGUCAUCGUCAUCGGCGCGGGGGUUGCCAUUACCGUGUAUGGCAAGGUCAUGGCAAUGCAAGAGGGCACAUCCUGGUACAACCGCUACUCCAGCAGACCCAAAUUCCAGGACAACUUCCUGUCGGGCACCGUGUGUAUCGGCAUCACCGGCCUCUUGCUGCUGCUGUACCUGGCGGCUGGGCUGAUGCUGUGGCUGCGGCGGCAGCGCUGGGACGCACGGCGCUUCCGCAGCUACCUCACUCGCAUGACGGAGCUGGUGGCCAUGCUGCUGCUGGUGGCGGCGUGGACGGUGGCGGGCGACGGCCGGCGCCUGGAGCGUGACUGCCCCAAGUUCCACCACACAGUGAUGCUGACCUUUGCCAUCCGGAGCACCUGCAGCAACCUGCUGCUGUGUCUAUUCACCAUAACCGCGCGCGGCAUGACGCUGUGGCGCGGCGGGCCGCUCACGCGCUGGCAGCACAUGGGCGUGGCGCUGGACAAGCUCGCUCGCGCCACUCGCCGCUGGGUGGUGCGGCGCGCGCGGGAGGAGGAGGCGGCGCGGCGGCUGCUGCAGGAGCGGUUCCGGGAGGAGUGGCGCAAGAACGCGCGCGAUGGCGCGAAGCAGUUUCGCGAGACGGCGGGCGCUGUGUGCGUGGGCGUCUCCGCGGCGGGACAAGCCGUUGGGAAGUCGGCGGAACGCGUUGCGACCGGGGCCACGGCGGCGGCGGGUCAGGCCGUGGCGGGUGUGGCCAAAACCCUUAGCGGGCGGCGGCACGGCACGUGGCAAGGCGGGGCCGGGGCGGCGGCAGGGCGCAUGGGGCAGACGGGGCCAGGCAAUGGCAGCCAUGGGACAACGCAGGUCAACCCGCUUGCAGACCCAAUGCCCGCGCCGCCGCCGGCGCCUAGGCCUCCUGCGCCGGCGCCGGAACCGCCUUCGCUGCCGGCGGUACUGGUGCCGUCUCCGUCACCUUGUGCGUUGGAGGUGGAGGCGGAUCGCGCGGCACCUGAAUUCCCACCACCUCCCAGUGCUGAACCCAUCGCACUGACGGCAACGACACGAGCGGCACCUGCGCUGCCCUCGCCACAGUCUGUGCCUGGGGGUGAGUUGCCGAUGCCGGCGUCGGGGCCCGGUGCGGCUGGCGGUGGCGCUUCCAAUGGCACUGCAGUAACAGCAGAGGCGGCAACGGUGGCGGUGACGAACGUCAAGGAUUCGGACGUGGCUGUUGAGGUGCCCGCGGUAAUUGCUGCCGAUGGGUCUGCACUGAGGACGGAAGUCAAUGCGGCGGUGGUGGCGGCGGCACCGAAUGCAGGCGAGGAGUUGCAUCGGCCCUUGCCGGCCGCUGCUGGGCUGGAGCCCUCACACAGCGCACCGGAGGGGGACACAGCGGGGGCGGCAGCCAACGCAGGACGGGCCGGGGCGGAAGGCGCACCGGCGGGGCAGGCAGCUGGAGCGGGGGCGGUAGCGGGAGCGAAGCAGGGAGAGGGGCUGGCAGCGGAGACGGCUGCGCCGCAGCCCCAGCCACCCAUGGAUGGGGAUGCAGAGGCUGCUGCAGCUGAGGCUGCUGCUGCUGCGGCGGCGGCGGCGGUGGCUGCUGCAACUGCCGGGGAGGAUGCGGCCGCCCCGUGCCCCGUGUGGGAGCCGCCACGGGCCACACUGCAGCAGCUGGUGGAAGUGACCGAGUGCGCGGCCAAGGCGGCCUCCGAGCAGCUCUACAUCGACGGGCCGUGGUGGGCCUACCUGUCGCCGGUGCUGUGGCUGUUCCUGCCCUAUCAGCUGUUAGUGGCGCUGGCGAUAUGGUCGCUGUCGGCGGCCGUGGACCCCUACCUCUCACAGGACGCGGAGCAGUGCAUGGCCUUCUACACGGAGUGCCAGGUGGCCACCUCUGAGUCGUACGGCUUCAUGGCCGCAAUGUUGAUCGCAGAGGUGGUCUACCUGUCUGUGUACCUGAUUUACUGCUACCGCGCCGCCGCCUACCUGUCCAAGAGGUCGUAUGUGGAGUACCGACAGCUCAACAUCAACCUGCGGGUGGAGAUGCGAGUGCGCAGCUUCUCACUGCUGUUCAUCGUCGCAAACAACCUGGCGCAGGCGUUUUACGUGCCAGUGGUGCAAGUGGACGGGCAGCCGCGGCGCUGCCGCUACAGCCUGGACACCAUCUUCGGGUCCUGGAGCUCUGUGGUCACGCUGACGUUCCUGUCCUGCGCGCUGUCCUGGCUGCUCUACCCGCGGGCCAUCAGCAGGAGGCCGCUGCGGUCACUGCUGCAGCGGUUCGCCUGGAUCGAGGCGGACCUGCCGCGGCAGAUGGCUCGGCGGCACGGCGCGGUGCCGCACGGCUCCACGGCGGAGGCGCGGCAGCUGCUGGACGCGGCGCCCAUGUUCUGCUUCGAGACGGCCCUGAAGCUCAUGUACUGGUGCCACUUUGCGUACGAGUAUGACGAGGAGGGCAUCCAGUCCUGGAUGCAUCUGGAUCAGCUCAUGGCGCUGUACGACCUGCAGGAGAUUGAGGUGAUGCGCGAUGAGGAGAGCGACACCAAGGCGCUGCUGGCCACGGGGCCGCGCUGCUGCCUGGUGGUGUUCCGCGGCACGGCCUCGCUCAAGGCGGCGUGCGUGGACCUCAAGGCAUACAUGAGCCGCUUCUACGACCGCGCCUCCUACACCGGCGUGAGCCCCAUGUGGUGGGCCAUGAACGUGCACCGCGGCUUCCAGUGGAGCUGGACCAACCACCACUUCAACCGCCGCGUCGUGGACUGGGUGGCGGCCUACAGGCGCAGCAACCCGCAGGGCCGGGUCAUCGUGACGGGCCACUCGCUGGGCGGCGCACACGCCACGCUGUGCGCCUUGGAUCUGUCCAUAGCCCUGGGGCCCGGAGGAGGCGGAUCAGCCGGCCUGGGCAACGGUGGGGGUGCCGGCAGAGCCGCUGGCGGCGGCCUCGCACGCGCCAGCCGGGCCAAAGGUGCCCCUGUCGGGGCCGGGGCCGGGGCUGGGGCCGCGACCGCCGCCGAGCCGGCGCUGCUUCCUCAGGACAUGCUGACCUGCUACACCUUUGGCUGCCCGCGUGUGGGCAACCACUACUUUGCCAAGGUGUACAACCAGGUGGUUCGCGAGACGUGGAAUGUGAUCAACGGCAACGACGUCGUGCCGCUGACACCCAAGUGUGUGUUGGUGUUCCUGUACAAGCACCCCGGGCACAAGGUGGUGCUGCGCGGCCCCGGCGACAUCAUCGUGCGCCCCUCCUUCCUGGAGAACGCGGUCAUGCGGCUGCCGCUGGUGCGCAGUCUGUCGCACCACCUCAUGGGCUCCUACAUCGCCUCCCUCACUGCCGUGUGGCGCAUGGCGCUGAGGGGCAAGCACAUCGACGGGGCCGUGCGCGCGCUGCUGUACCACCGCAGGCACGACCUGCCCAACGUGCACGACUCCGCCAUCGAGCUGGCGGAGCUGGCCGUCACCUCCGUCAUGGCCGCCGCCCAGGCCGCCGAGCCGCCGGAGAAGGUCCAGCAAGCGCUGCGGUCGGCCGUCGCGGCGGACGAGGCGGCCAGCGUGGCCGCCGAGGAGUUCUGCCGCUCCUGGAACCUACUCAAGCAGGUCUACGUGCGCGAGCGGGCCAAGCUGGCUAGGAAGAGGCUAGUGGCGGCCCGGGCGAAUGCGGACAUGGCGAUGGUCGCGAGCGCGGCGGCGGCGGCGGCGGCGGCCGUGGCUGGCGGGCCGCUGGCGUUUGCGGCGCUGGGGCGGAACGAGUCGGCGCAGCUGCUGGUGAAGCGCCAGGGCGACAUCUUGUGCCUGGCUACCCAGCCGCCGGAGCUAGGCGCCGCACUGGCUCCUGGCGGCUCGGAGGACGGCGCAUCAGCAGCAGGCGCCGCCGCAGGCGCAGGCGCAGCGGCCGGGCCGGGCAAGGCGCAGCAGCAGCCGCAACAGGAGCAGGAGCAGAAGCCCAUGACGUUCACACAGCGAACGCGCCACUCGCUCGGUCGCGUGCUGGCGUAUGUGGGCCAGGGCCUCAACUGCGGCCUCGCCGCCGUCGGUGUCGAGACGGGCAUCGACACGCCUGACCAGUCGGGCUUGGCGCCGCAAGCACACGCCUGCGGCGGCUGCGGCGCCGCUGCCGGCUGCAUGCAAGUGCGCAGCAGGCCCCGGUAGGAGGCGCCGCUGCGUCUGCACAGCCUGUGCCUGCAGCUGCUGAGCCGCGGCUAGGGAGGUCGUGUGGCGUGCACCAGGCACCAGCGGGCGCGUGGCUGUGGCAGAGCGCUAUGCAUGCGGUGUGUUGAGUGUGCAUGGGUCUGGUGCGGUGCUGGUGCCUCCGGUGCUGCUGGGGCACGGCGUCCUCCAGGUAUGUACGCGCGCCGCCGGCACAAGGCGGGAACGGGUCGUGUUCAUGGGUGGGUGUGGCAGGAACGCCGGACUCAAUGACUAGCCAGGGACUGCUUGCGGGGUUGUCGUGGAGUUGUGUCGGGUUUCCUGCCACAUUGGGUUGGUGUGGCGCACAGUGCGAUAUGGUCCUAGAGGCGCGUGGCCGGGGGUGGAAGCACGCAGGACUAUGGUACGGUCGCCAGGGGGCGCGUCGACAUGUGGGCGGAUCUACAGGGCGUCAGGUCUCUAGCCAGGGGACUAGAGCGCCCGUUUGCGUGCUGUGACAGUCACUAACGACGAUGUAUGGUGUUUGAUGUAUUACGGUAGUUCACGCACGUGGGAUUCAUUGUUGCAAUAGAAACGCGCGUCGUCUGGCAGCCUGCCAACUGUGUGAGGCUGUGCACCGGCGCCAAGGUCCAUGCCGUAUGCGAUGCAUGAUUUAGUAACCCAACCAAAUGACGUACGUUGCAAAUUGGUGAUGACCAUUGAGUGCCGACGCAUGAACACUCAGGCUGGUGGUGACUGUUGACUGUGUGGCACGGGCCACGCACCUGGGAUGAUUUUUCGUCGAUUUCAGACGUCGUCGCAGGCCCUGCAGAUCAUAUACUUGCUGGCACGUGAAGCCAGGGCAACCGCUGCGCACUGCGAGUUUGACAUAUAUACCGGUGUUUGAGACUUUUGAGAGACGGGCCAGGCUGGGCCAUAAGCUGGCUGGCUUGUUGGCGCGCACUGGACCAUUGUAUUCAGGGAGGACUGGAACACGGUAAUGUAGCGAACUCA
Messenger RNA from Chlamydomonas reinhardtii, 6085 nucleotides. RefSeq lists its product as uncharacterized. The record is from RefSeq and is a predicted model, not a curated record. The transcript is spliced from 22 exons. Gene Ontology annotation, biological process: lipid metabolic process. Lineage: Eukaryota; Viridiplantae; Chlorophyta; Chlorophyceae; Chlamydomonadales; Chlamydomonadaceae. Bases 401 to 5095 code for a protein of 1564 amino acids.